CAAUUUCUGCCUCUCUUUUGGGGGAGGAGGAGGGGCGAUUAUAGAGAUAGUUAAUGUCUGCCGUAUAAGAAACAUUAUUAAAGUUACUCUCCGGUCCUUUCCCUUCUUGAUAAACAAUUCCUGCUCCUUCCUCUCGAAUUCUGUUUUUCCAUUCCUUAAGUCACUUUAAUGGCUCUUCAAUACAACAAAUAUUUACUGAGUGUUUACUAAGUACCAGGCACCUAUGCUCAGCGCCGUGGGGGAUGAACACAUGAGGGGAAUGUAGUACCCUCCCUGGAGGAGAUUGUAAUCCAGACAGGGACUGCAAAUUUGACAAGUUUGUCUUCUGCUCUGAGCUACCGGGCCCUACCAGGAGCUCCAGGGCCAGCUGGGACCCAUCCCUUUGGAGCAGCUGCUUCAGACUAGGCUAGGAAGCACUGAGCUCUAGUGGUCAAGGGAGCCAUGGAGGAGAGAGCUGGUCAGCGAGAGCAAGACAGACCCAGCCUUCGUCUGGAAAAGCUACAGCACUGGGCCAGGCACAGGCAGAGUGGGCACCUCUUGGUGCUGGCGGUGAGCCAGCUAUGGCUGGCAGUGGCUGUGGUGCCCUUUGCUAUCUCAGUUGCCUGCCUGAACUCUGCUUGUCACAUGGCCACAGCACUGCCACUUGGGCCUGGCGUACUGGGUCUCCUCACUGGGAUUGUAACCCUUGAGCUGCGCAGAGCACCCCGUCUCUGGAAGCUAGCCGGCUUGCUGGUGCUGGAGCUCAGUGCUGAGGCCUUCACCCUAGGGGGAGUGCUGGUCUCAGCAUACUCCCUGUUCCUGCUGAGCCAGAGGAAGCCAGGAUGCUGCCGGAGCCAGAGUCUGCACUACCAGGAGCUGCAGGAGGGUCUCUCAGAAUUAGAGGAAGUUCCUGAUUUGGAGACUGGUCCCACGGUGGCUAGCAGAGCAAACAGAACAAAUGAGUGA
Messenger RNA from Balaenoptera acutorostrata (minke whale), 945 nucleotides. RefSeq names its product transmembrane protein 253 (gene TMEM253). NCBI's taxonomy places the organism in Eukaryota, Metazoa, Chordata, Mammalia, Artiodactyla, Balaenopteridae. Bases 442 to 945 code for a protein of 167 amino acids. The record is from RefSeq and is a predicted model, not a curated record. The transcript is spliced from 7 exons.